Molecule: messenger RNA, 426 nt
Organism: Phytophthora nicotianae INRA-310
Lineage: Eukaryota; Oomycota; Peronosporomycetes; Peronosporales; Peronosporaceae
Exons: 2
Coding region: 1-426 (141 amino acids)
Source: RefSeq, a predicted model, not a curated record
AUGGAGCCACGUCAGCGAAGAUAUAACGUCCAGCAACAGUACCAGCAGACACACAAGCUAGUCAACGAGGCACUGCGCGACGCGAUCGAAGGGAGAGCAGAUCAACACAACGAAGACGUCAGUUCGUAUGACAUAAAGGAUGGAGAUCGAGUAUGGUUAUACCUAGAUCAAGUUAAGGAAGGCUACGCUCGCAAGCUCGCGCAUAUGUGGCAUGGUCCAUUCAGAGUUGCGGAGACGCUAAAGCUGGUGAAGAGCUACCCAGUGCGCCCGACAUCUACGCUGACGAACCGCGAAGCAGAUCGCGUAGACUUCGACGAAGGCCUGCUGCCCGAGGACAGACAGAUCGCAACCGGUUCGAAGCGAUGCAGUCGCAUGAGGAGUAAGCGGUGGAACAUCUGCGGUGGGUUGGCCACUGUCGAGAAGUGA